GCUUGCUAAUCUUAGCUAAUGCUCACAAGGUUAGCUUCAGUGUUGUACAGUCAGAUAGCAAAGCAUACUUUUGUGUUUUACCUGUUUCGAAUAUCACUCCCACACGUUUAAGCUAUCUAGUUAUAAUUUAGGACAUUUUGAGUAUUUGUUUAUGCUAGCUAGUUAGCCUUGCUGGCUAACUAGCUAACAAAAAUCCAGAUGCUGGAAUUUGAUACAAAUUACGGUAGCUAGCCAAUGUGUUUACCUCUAUAUUUCUUACUAAAAAUAUGUAUGUGUGUAGUUAGCUAUGAUCUUUCAUAGUCUUAUGGGAUGUUGAAAUGGAAAAAUAUAAUGUUAUACAAAGCCCAUACUAAAGUAGGUUAGCUAGCUUGCUAACUCAACUAACGUUAGCUGAUAUGAUUAUGCUUGCUUUGUUUUGAAAAGGACCAUAAUAAUGUUUGUUUCAUCUGCAUGGAUGCACCAUCUACAGCAUUCAGGUGAAGUCAUGAGUGGGACCAGUUGUAAAGCGAACGGCGCCGUCUACCCGGCAUCGACAACUGUAAUGACCACGGUGAAGAAGCCGAAGAUGGAGCAGAUUCAAGCAGACCAUGAGUUGUUUCUACAGGCCUUUGAAAAGCCAACUCAAAUCUACAGAUUUCUCCGCACAAGGAACCUGAUUGCACCUAUAUUCUUGCACAGGACUCUUACCUUCAUGACCCACAGAAACACUCGAACAAAUGCCAAAAGGAAAACUUUCAAGGUGGAUGACAUGCUGCUCAGAGUUGAGAAGAUGAAGGGAGAGCAGGAAUCUCACAGCUUGUCCUCACACCUGCAGCUUACCUUCACUGGAUUCUUCCAUAAGGAUGAAAAGCCAUCUCAGAAUUCAGAAAACGAACAGAGCUCGGUCUCUCUAGAGGUGCUACUUGUCAAAGUCUGCCAUAAAAAACGAAAGGAUGUCAGCUGCCCGGUGAAGCAAGUGCCUACAGGUAAAAAGCAAGUGCCUUUAAAUCCUGACUGCAGCAACCAAACCAAGCCUGGCUCCCUGCCCUCCCUGCUGGUGUCCAGUAACGAGUUUGAGCCCAGCAACAGCCACAUGGUCAAGUCCUACUCGCUCCUGUUCAGGGUCUUACGCACCGGGAGGAGGGACAUGAACGGCCUUGUGAACGGCGAGGCCAACGAGAACAUAGAUGUGACAGAGGUGCCCAGCAGAAAGAAGAGAAGCUCCGCCCACAGAGAAGAUGGAGAGACCACAGAGACCUUUGUUGCACAGAUGACCGUGUUUGACAAGAACAGGAGAUUGCAGCUGCUGGAUGGGGAGUAUGAAGUGUCCAUGCAAGGGAUGGAGGACUGCCCUGUCAGCAAGAAACGAGCCACGUGGGAAACCAUUCUGGAUGGGAAGAGGCUGCCACCGUUCGAGACGUUCUCUCAGGGACCCACGCUGCAGUUCACUCUGCGCUGGACAGGUGACGCCAGCGACAAGUCCACAGCCCCCGUGGCCAAGCCCCUGGCCACACGCAACUCUGACGGCUCCAGCCCCGUGGAGAGCAGGCCCAGCACACUCAAAUCUGCCCCCCUGUCUGUGAAGGCCUCUGUCAGCACAGACAUCCAGAUGAAAAGAGAACAGAUCCUGUGUGAACCCAGGCAGAAACUGCGUAUAUUUUACCAGUUCCUGUACAACAACAACACGCGGCAGCAGACGGAGGCUAGAGACGACCUCCACUGUCCCUGGUGCACCUUGAACUGUAGGAAGCUUUACAGCCUGCUAAAACACCUCAAACAGUCCCACAGCCGGUUCAUUUUCAAUUACGUGCCUCACCCUAAAGGUGCUAGGAUAGACGUGUCCAUCAAUGAGUGCUACGACGGCUCCUACGUGGGAAACCCCCAGGACAUCCACAGCCAGCCCGGCUUCGCUUUCAGCCGCAACGGCCCCGUCAAGAGGACUGCUGUGACACACGUACUGGUGUGCAGGCCCAAGCGGACGAAGCCCAGCCUGUCAGAGUUCUUGGAGUCUGAGGAUGGGGAGCUGGAGCAGCAAAGGACCUAUGUGAGCGGACACAACCGCCUGUACUUCCACAGUGACAGCUGCAUGCCUCUCAGACCCCAGGAGAUGGACGUGGACAGCGAGGACGAGAGAGACCCUGAGUGGCUGAGAGAGAAGACCGCCACGCAAUUGGAUGAGUUCACAGACGUCAACGAGGGCGAGAAGGAGGUGAUGAAGCUGUGGAACCUGCACGUCAUGAAGCAUGGGUAUGUACCUAAAAGCUGUGGCUUCAUAGCCGACAACCAGAUGAACCAGGCCAGCAUGCAGUUCGUGGAGAAGUGCGGCGCCUACAUCGCCCGCCGCAACCUCUGCCGCAACUUUCUGCUGCACCUGGUCAGCAUGCACGACUUCAACCUGGUCUCCGUGGCCACCAUCGACCGCGCCAUGUCCCGCCUCCGCCACAUCCAGGAGGAGCUGCCCGACGCUGGGGCGGACGACCAGGUUGACCGGGCCCUCAUGGAGGGCGCCUGCAAUGGCACCGCAAUCGCCUGCAGCUCUGGCGGGGGUGGUGGGACCAAGCACGGCAAGAGGACAAAAAGCUCCGUGACUGACUGAUGAACUGAUGGCAUUUGGUGGCAGCAGUCGAUCCGACCCAUUCAUUUUCAUUGUUAUAACUGUCACCCUUGGUGCUUAGCUAGGUGGGAGGAAGAUGUCAAUGGAGGAUUGUCUUGUAUUGACUCAAGACAUACAAAUAUAGCUACACACACAACACAGGCAUAUGAAGACUCACUGUAAUGUGAGGUUUUACCAAGUCAUUAUGCACCGUGAGACAGUUUUAGUGAUUCUUGGUGGUUUCGGGGGUGUGAAGAAACUAGGGGAAUCACUUGAAAGGUAUUGUAAUCAUGCUUUGACUCCCUUUGUUAUCACGUUGUAAUCAGAAACUGUAUUGAGUGGAUAUACAGUAAGUCAUGCAUAUUGGUAACAUUGUCACUCCUGAUUAUCUGUAUUCCAUAACCCAGUCUGUUUGGCUCUCAUGAUCCUUUUAUUUGAGUAUUGUUAGCACUUGGUAAUAAUUUGUAUUAGUGAAUUGUUUUAAACUUGAGUUGAAUCACCAUUUUAAUUUUAUUCUGCGCAACUGCAUCAAUUGUCAGAUUCACCCCGUCUGUCUUGAAUCCCCGGAAUCCUUAUCAGGAUUUUAUUUGUUUUGAUUUGAUGUAUGUUGAUUCUCAUGUUUCUGUUGAUACUAUCUUGAGUAAAGAAGGAACAGUGGACUAUUUUUCCACACGACCGGAUUACUCUUUGCAUCCAUAGCUUGAGGAUAUUAAGCCAAGAUGAACCACAAACUGCCAGCACAUUCGCCCUUUUUAUGUAGACUACCUAGCUCUUCUACAGGGGUGUGUUCACUAGGAACCAAGCGGAAGCAAACGGGACAAAACGGGGCGGGACCUACCUGUAUUUGUCCAAUAGGAAAUUCUUGUUUUUGUUGCAAAAUGUUUUCUGUUGUGAAAUGUUUUGCCACGGUUUGCUACUGUGUGCACUAAUGAAUACACCCUAGAUAACAUGACUACAACCUAUGGACGUUUUAUGACAUGCUGGAACCUGUAUUAUGGUUAACUAGGUUUGAGGGACAUCUGGAACUCAAGCUGUUUUUGAUGUUCAUUGAUCUUCAUAAACGGGUGAGAUAGGAAGUGUUGGACAACACUCCUUACAGACACUUUGUAUACAUUGUAAUAAUGUCAAUAUCUAGCUAUAUCCCAUUGUGAACCUGAUUAUCACUGAUUAUGGACAUGUAGGAUUUUUCUUCAAAGGCAAUAUGCUGUUUGUUCAUUGGAAAUGGGUCCUAGUUGAUAUGUGUCUAUCCUACUAUUAGGCUCUGUUUAAAUGCCAAAGGGGGUGAUUUUCAGUAAGUUUCUCAGUUCUGCGCACAUUUUUUUUUUGUUGCUGCAUCAUUUCAAAACUUUAAAUGCCAAGCGGUGUAUAAGCCUUAGCUGUGUUUUUGCGUUGUGUGAGUGCACAAAUUGAACAAAAGCAGUAGUUUUGGUGCUUCGUUGCACACCUUUUCCCUCAACUCCAUGGACCAGUCUUUUACUUCCUUGUACCUUUAUGCACGUUUUUGAUCGGCUGGAUAUAAGGGUAGAAAACAAUCAAUUCACCAUAUUGACAAACCACCGUUGAAGUCGUGAAUUAUGUUAUAAACUUUGGAUAUGGGGAUUUUAUAUUUAAAAUAAAAUACAUUUGACCUUG
Salvelinus fontinalis (brook trout) is the source of this 4204-nucleotide messenger RNA. RefSeq names its product polycomb protein suz12-B-like. Gene Ontology annotation, molecular function: chromatin DNA binding. The transcript has 16 exons. Lineage: Eukaryota; Metazoa; Chordata; Actinopteri; Salmoniformes; Salmonidae. Gene Ontology annotation, cellular component: nucleus; ESC/E(Z) complex. The coding region runs from base 434 to 2575 and encodes 713 amino acids. The record is from RefSeq and is a predicted model, not a curated record.